GUCAGGGUGUAAGACAGCGGUCUCAUUGCUCAAAACAGUGCCGUGGCCAUGGUUCUUGCAGAGCUUCGGAGGUUUGCUUCUCGCGACCCUUCUGCUGCUGUUCCUGUUGAUGGUAUUCCCGAAAAGGCUCACCUCAGGACAGCAAUCGAAAAGAUCGAGAAGGAUUCAGUGCGGUACAGGCAAAGCCAUCAAAAGCCUUGGUUGAAUGAGUCGGGUGAGAGGAUAUGGUCAAGACACCGGAUUUGUCUAGCCAAAUUGGUCCAAAGCCAGUCCUUUGAGACCUUUAUGGGAAUCGUGAUCUUUGUAAACAUUGUGCUGAUGAUCAUUGAAACCAAUUACGAUGCAGAAUGCUUUCCGAAGUAUGCCAAUGACCUUCACAACUGCCCAUCUCGCAGUUCAGAGCAGACAUGGCUUCAGGUCAGCACCAUUGCUUUGCAAACAAUCUACACAGUGGAGUGUUGCCUGCGAGCAUGUGUAGAGCAGAGACACUACGUGUGGAACACGUGGAACCAAAUCGACCUAUGGACAGCCAUUUUUGGCUGGAUAGGCCUUGGCAUGUCUUCAAUGAACCUGAACGUUCUCAGGACGAUCCGAGUUCUUCGGCUUCUCAGGGUUGGCCGCUUGGUGAUUUCAGUGCCGGAGCUAUACAUCUUGUUGAGCGGACUUACGACAUCAUUUAAGCCGAUCCUUUUCGGCUCGAUCAUGCUGGUCUCCGUAAUUCUGGUUUGGUCCAUCAUCGUCGUCGAGUUGAUUCAUCCCUUGAAUUCACAGACUACGUUUGACAACUGUCCGCGAUGCAGCAACGGAUUUAAAAGCGUGUAUUCAGCUGCUCUCACAUUGUUCUCGCAGAUUGUAGCUGGAGAUUCAUGGGGUUCAAUAUCAAUUCCACUGGCAGAAGAGCGUUGGUGGGUGGGAGCACUUCUCUUCGUGAUCUUGAUGACGAUCUCUUUGGGUGUCAUGAAUUUGAUUCUCGCGGUCAUUGUUGAAAAGGCUGCAGAAGCUCGGGAAAAUGACCAAGAACGAAAGACCAAGCUUCAGGAUGAAGAACGACAAAAGGACAUGAUCGAACUUGCGAUUCUAUGCGAUCGAAUGGAUAAUGAUGGCAGUGGCGCUCUAUCCUUAACCGAGCUGCUGGAUGGUUAUGAUUAUGAUGCCCGCUUCCACUCGCUCAUGAAACGUAUGGACAUAGAGAGAGACGACAUGCGGACAAUCUUCCGAGCUCUAGAUGCGGAUGCAUCUGGAGAGGUGGACUAUGUGGAGUUCUGCCACCAGUUGGGCACAUGCAAGAAACGAGAUCAACUAAUGCUAUCCACCUUGACCAGAUAUGCUGUGAUGGAAGUCAGAGCCUUGAUUGAAGGUGAAGUCAUGAAGGCAAUUGAAGAGCAGACGGGACUUCUCCGGGAUCAGCUUGAUUUGCUUUCCCAUGUGCCCGGCUGUACAGAAGCCGCCAAGGACAUCCAAAAACGUUCCUUGUCACGACCUUGUGAUCGAGUGCUCUCUGACCGUUCAGGAAAGAAACACAAGUACAAUACAGCAUCGUUUGAACACAUUGUGAGAGAUGACGCGACCCACCUUUUGAUUCGGCAAUCCGUGCGGCGAGCAGCUCCAACACGCGAAGAUGAGAUUCAUCUCCAACAACAGGCUUCAGUCGACCAAAUUGGCGAGUCUAUCUCUAUCGCCAGCAAAACCGUUCAGGGCAUGCAGAACCAGCUUGAAGCACUCGUUUGGAAAGCGGAGCAGCUUCAGACUGAUAUUCAGCGAAAAGCAAGUAGCACGCAGACCAGACCUAUCACCCGUAUGGACUGGCGCCGGAGAAGUGGAUCAAUUGAGUCCUUUGCAUCACUGACAUCAAGGUCAUCAAAGGCAUCAGUGGCUGAAGGUGAUGGAUAUGACUGGUCCGACUUUGACAGGCGAUUUGGUGACUUGCUGAGAAAGUUCAAUCACCGAGCUCAGAGAGAAGCAGAUUUACAGAUAAAACUCAAAGAUAUUAUGGACAGUAUUUCCUUUAUGCUCAAAGAACCAGCUGUGGUCCAAGAAGAGCUGUAGAGUGGUCUCCGCCUGUCUGACCGUUCUCGUGUUUGCAAGUCCAUCAAUUUGGGCAUAGGUGAGGUUUUUGCUUAGCACACACACACACACACGGUCACUUCCUGUUGAAAACAGAGUGGUGACUGAUCUAUGCAGCAUAGUUGUGAGGUGG
Molecule: messenger RNA, 2197 nt
Organism: Durusdinium trenchii
Lineage: Eukaryota; Dinophyceae; Suessiales; Symbiodiniaceae
Source: the annotation of a GenBank genome assembly